GUCAAGUGCUGGUGACAUACUAGCCUACUUUUGUUUUCCCUAUGCAGGAUUUGCAGUGGUGCUUAGGCAUGGUGACUGUUUAAUCUUUGAUCCCACUGAGCCACAUUGUAUUUCGUCCAAGGCAGUUUCACGAGACAUUUAUUGCACAUCUUUCUAUUGUAAGAGUGCUUUGAUUGGUGGCAAUGACAACUCAAAAAAGCUCACAGCGGAACAAAUGGCAUUUGUAGAACAAGAAUACCCGUAA
Messenger RNA from Cylindrotheca closterium, 244 nucleotides. The record is from the annotation of a GenBank genome assembly. Lineage: Eukaryota; Bacillariophyta; Bacillariophyceae; Bacillariales; Bacillariaceae.